Dipodomys ordii (Ord's kangaroo rat) is the source of this 1449-nucleotide messenger RNA. RefSeq names its product SMAD family member 9 (gene Smad9). Gene Ontology annotation, cellular component: heteromeric SMAD protein complex. Bases 130 to 1422 code for a protein of 430 amino acids. The record is from RefSeq and is a predicted model, not a curated record. Gene Ontology annotation, biological process: anatomical structure morphogenesis; BMP signaling pathway; SMAD protein signal transduction. Gene Ontology annotation, molecular function: DNA-binding transcription factor activity, RNA polymerase II-specific; I-SMAD binding; RNA polymerase II cis-regulatory region sequence-specific DNA binding. NCBI's taxonomy places the organism in Eukaryota, Metazoa, Chordata, Mammalia, Rodentia, Heteromyidae. The transcript has 5 exons.
CUGCUUCCGGAAGGAAAGGGAGAUUUGGAUGCAUGACAUCCCUGGGGAGCUCUCUGCAGCUGGCCUGUCUGUGGUGGUGAAGGGCCGUGGGCCUGGUCCCUGCCUGUGGGAUACCCGAGUUCCCCUCCUAUGCACUCCAGCACCCCCAUCAGCUCCCUCUUCUCCUUUACCAGCCCUGCAGUGAAGAGACUGCUGGGCUGGAAGCAGGGAGAUGAAGAGGAGAAGUGGGCAGAGAAGGCCGUUGACUCUUUAGUGAAGAAACUGAAGAAGAAGAAAGGAGCCAUGGAUGAGUUAGAGAGGGCUCUCAGUUGUCCAGGACAGCCCAGCAAAUGCGUCACGAUCCCCAGGUCUCUGGAUGGGCGUCUGCAGGUGUCCCACCGCAAAGGUUUGCCUCACGUUAUUUACUGCCGAGUGUGGCGAUGGCCCGAUCUCCAGUCCCACCACGAACUGAAGCCCCUGGAGUGCUGCGAGUUCCCUUUUGGCUCCAAGCAGAAAGAAGUGUGCAUCAACCCUUACCACUACCGCCGGGUGGAAACACCAGUGUUGCCCCCCGUGCUGGUGCCAAGACACAGCGAAUAUAACCCCCAGCUCAGCCUCCUGGCCAAGUUCCGCAGCGCCUCCCUGCACAGCGAGCCUCUCAUGCCACACAAUGCAACGUACCCUGAGUCCUUCCAGCAGCCUCCAUGUCCUGCGCUGCCUCCCUCACCCAGCCAUGUGUUUUCACAAUCCCCGUGCUCUGCCGGCUACCCUCACUCCCCAGAAAGUCCUUCUGAGCCAGACAGUCCGUAUCAACACUCAGACUUCCGGCCUGUUUGUUAUGAGGAGCCCCAGCACUGGUGCUCAGUCGCCUACUAUGAACUGAACAACCGCGUUGGGGAGACAUUUCAGGCUUCCUCCCGAAGUGUGCUCAUAGAUGGAUUCACUGACCCUUCAAAUAACAGGAGCAGAUUCUGUCUUGGGCUUCUUUCGAAUGUGAAUAGAAACUCAACCAUAGAAAAUACCAGGCGACACAUAGGAAAGGGUGUGCACUUGUACUACGUUGGGGGAGAGGUGUAUGCCGAGUGCGUGAGUGACAGCAGCAUCUUCGUGCAGAGCCGGAAUUGCAACUAUCAGCAUGGCUUCCACCCGGCCACGGUGUGCAAGAUCCCCAGUGGGUGCAGCCUCAAGGUCUUCAACAACCAACUCUUUGCACAAUUGCUCGCCCAGUCCGUUCAUCAUGGCUUUGAAGUCGUUUAUGAGUUAACUAAGAUGUGCACCAUCCGGAUGAGUUUUGUUAAGGGUUGGGGAGCAGAAUAUCAUCGUCAGGAUGUCACGAGCACCCCCUGCUGGAUUGAGAUUCAUCUUCAUGGACCACUGCAGUGGCUGGACAAGGUUCUGACUCAGAUGGGCUCUCCACAUAAUCCCAUUUCUUCCGUGUCUUAACAGUCUUGCCAUAAGCUACAUUUCUAU